Messenger RNA from Arabidopsis lyrata subsp. lyrata, 2094 nucleotides. RefSeq lists its product as uncharacterized. The record is from RefSeq and is a predicted model, not a curated record. Lineage: Eukaryota; Viridiplantae; Streptophyta; Magnoliopsida; Brassicales; Brassicaceae. The coding region runs from base 1 to 2094 and encodes 697 amino acids. The transcript is spliced from 4 exons.
AUGUCUUCCCCAGCCGUCUAUGUUUCGGAAAACGAAGAUGACAGUCAAAGAAUCCCUGUUCCCAGAGGGGAUGAAGUCUUCACCCAAAGGGGAGACAAAUUUGGUCCGCACUUCAGGUCUCAAUCGACCUCUGCUUCCCUUGGCGCUCUUCGCCGCCUUUGUAACAUCCCCCAGGAAAUUGAAUUCUCUCUUCCUAGAUCCAACGAGUCUCCAGAAGUGGUGCGAGAGGGUUACUGUUGUGCGUACGAAGUCUAUUUCAAAGGUUGUGGUUUGUUUUUUCCCGUUCCGGAAGUUCUUCUUUUAUACCUCCUCCACCUAGGGAUUGCCUUUCCCCAAAUGGCUCCUAAUUUUCUUCGAUACGUUCUGAGUACCCUGACCGUUUCGGCAGAAGCAAGGUUUUCCCUCUCCACCAGCGAACUCUUAGGGCUAUUUCGAGCCCGUGAAUCCGCAGCAGCGGGUAUUUUUUCUAUAAACCCUAUCCUUGACCGUAACCUAAUCGACGGAAUGCCCUCGAAUGAUGGGCAUUGGAGGAAAUACUGGUUCUUUUUCCGAGUCAAUCCCCAUUCUGUUCAAGGUCUUUCCGGUCUUCUUCUCGCCAAUUGGUCGGCUAAACUUGGGAACCAGACGAUCCCCCACCCAACCGUUGACUUCUUGUCCUUCUUUCGAAUAGUUUCCGAGGGUGAAACAAAUUGGAAUUCCUUCACCCUUCACCGCAUUCAUAAAGCGGGGCUCGCCAUUAAAGACGGUCAGACUCACCCCCUCGAUCCUCCUCCCGAGGAGAAAGACGUCUCGAGCCUGAAUGCCCGAGACAAAAGAAAGAUGCAGGCUGAAAUCAAGGCUCUUAAGGAUCAGCUAUCCGAAAUCGGGAGAAAGAAACGGAUAGCUGCAAUCUCCAGGGUUGGUAACUUCCACAGGAAGACCCUCUUGGUUGAUGAUGGUUCGUUAGAAGCAGCCCUGUCAGCCGCGGUGGAUACUCAUGGAGCCGAGAUCCUUAACGACCCUCCAGUUGCCACCGCAAUUUGCCCUUCCGAACCAGGGUGUGAGGGAGAAAUAACCUCCUCUCUUUGUACAAAGAGGAAGGCUCCAGAUUCUGAUAAUUUAUCAAGCAAGAGACUUAAAACCGUGAGAUUAAGUUCUCCGCCACGAGUCUCUAGCCCUCUACGCUCUGUUUCUCCCUCUUCAGAACCUUUAAACUCCGAGCUCCCUCUUCCGGGAGACAGAGUAAUUUUAGAGGAAACGGAUGAGCCGAGACCGGAGGCUUCCCUAUCUCAAGGACUGAGUGUUAGGACUCAAAAUCCUUUACCCGCUUUGAUUUCAGGCGGAGAAGAGAUUGGAGACAUCUUCCGAAGUUUCCAAACCAGGGAAGGGGCAUCCCUUCCUCCUAUUUCGGUUUGGAGGCCGGAAAUCCGUCAGAUGUUUGCCAAUCGAGCUCGCUACCUAUCCCAGAACCUUCUUCAUCAAGCGAAGAGAGGGACCGCAAAGGCUAAGAAGGAGGUUGAUGAUCUCAGAUUAGCCAACCAAUCCGAGCGACUUGAGCGGGAAAAAGCACUCGAGUCAUCGUUUGAAAAUAUGAAGAAAACUCUAGCAGCUAACGAGCAACGCAUCAGAAUUGCGAAUGCUGAAAGAGAUUCUGCGAGGUCUAAUGCUUCUCGCUUAGAGGCUGAGCUAGUGGAGAAUACGGCUUUGUUCGAAGAAGCAAAUCAAGAGAUCGAGCUUUUAACUAGGAACAGGGCUCGCGAUAUCGCUGAAGCCGAACAUAAUACUCGAGAAGAGAUGAGGGGAUUCGGAAGGCAACUUAUUCAAUCUGUUACGAAGUUCAUCAAGGACGAAGAGGUCUGGACUAAACUUCUAACAGAUCGAGCCGAACUGAAGAGCAAUCUAGACCUGAUUAAGGAACUAGAGGCUGGGAGAGUUUCGUUCGAGAACGAGAGGAACGAAGUUGCUGCCGAACUCGCUAUGGUUGAGUCCGAGUUAUCCUCGGCUUCCCAUCCUACUCUCGAACUGAAACAAUUUUCUUUGGUAUUUGGAGACUCCCCAUCUCAAUUCGAGGUAGGUGAAGGUUCUCGGCCACAUGAGGGUUCUCCAGAGGUGUAG